Molecule: messenger RNA, 3406 nt
Organism: Melanotaenia boesemani (Boeseman's rainbowfish)
Lineage: Eukaryota; Metazoa; Chordata; Actinopteri; Atheriniformes; Melanotaeniidae
Gene: tor1
Product: torsin family 1
Exons: 7
Coding region: 126-1139 (337 amino acids)
Biological process (GO): nuclear membrane organization; protein localization to nucleus
Cellular component (GO): endoplasmic reticulum lumen; endoplasmic reticulum; nuclear envelope
Molecular function (GO): kinesin binding; ATP hydrolysis activity; ATP binding
Source: RefSeq, a predicted model, not a curated record
CCCAUGACAACCAGCGCUUCCUCUGCUAACUGCUUCCGACGUGGUGACUGUCGGCUUUUGUGAACAGUUUGUUACGCUUGGAAGCAGUUUGCCUCUUUUCUUUUGACCUUUGCUAAAGUAGCAAAAUGAAACCGAGGAAACAAAACGUGCUGCUGCUGUGGAUGUUGGUCUGCUCCGACAUGACGCUGGCAAUUGAACCCAUUAGUACCACCAUAGCGGUUGGCAUGGCUGCGGCUCUCACUGGAUUUUUAGCUAGCUACCAGAACAUUUUCUACUACUUUCACGAGUGCUGUCGACCGGAGUGGAUUGAUUUCAACAGAACAGGGCUCAAGAAUGACUUGGAAAACAAACUGUUUGGACAGCAUAUUGCAUCACGCAUCAUUUUAAAAGCUGUGAAUGGAUUCAUGAGCAACAACAACCCAAAGAAGCCCCUGGUACUCUCUCUGCACGGAUGGACCGGCACAGGAAAGAACUUUGUUAGUCAGCUUAUAGCUGAGAACAUUUACAAGAAGGGCAUGGACAGCUCAUUUAUUCAUGUGUUCACAUCCAUACUUCAUUUCCCUCAUCCCAGCAAAAUAUCUGUCUACAAGUCUCAGUUACAGCAGUGGAUCAAAGGCAACGUUACCAACUGUGAACGCUCCAUGUUCAUCUUUGAUGAGAUGGACAAGAUGCACCCUGGCCUGAUUGACAGUAUUAAGCCAUACCUGGACUACUAUGACAAGCUGGAUGGAGUUUCUUAUCGGAAAUCUAUCUUUGUUUUCCUCAGUAAUGCUGGAGGGGACAGCAUUGUACAAACGGCUCUAGAUUUCUGGAGAGCAGGACGAAAUCGAGAAGAGAUCGAGCUGAAAGACCUGGAAACCUCACUCUCACUAUCGGUUUUUAACAACAAAAAUAGCGGCUUUUUUCACACAAGUUUGAUCGACAGGAAUUUGAUCGACUUCUUUGUCCCGUUCCUUCCUCUGGAGUACCAGCAUGUUGUCCAAUGCGCCAUGGGUGCGAUGAAAGCCAGGAAGAUCAAGCCAAACACAGAUGUGGCAGACAUGGUGGCUAGAGAUUUAGUCUAUUUCCCCAAAUCUGAGCGAGUGUUCUCCGUCAAAGGCUGCAAGACGAUAGAGAGCAAACUGGACUACUACACGUAAUGUCAGCGUCUGACAGACAUGAUGUUCUGUCACUACGUGCACUUUUUAAAGAGAAAACUCUCACAGCCAAAUGAAUUUAGGACUGCAAGUCAAGCCAGCUGAAGAUGUCUGUGGAAGUUUCUCUGUCAGACCUUUUGUGGCAAUUAAGAUGAUAUCAGGAGGCCUUCUCCUGUGUUGCUUCUCACUUACACUGAAUGAAGAGGCUGAUGAAGAGCUCAGCGCCAGCUGAAUAAAAAAUUAAAACGAUUGAAACGCAAGCCUUUGUAACUGAUUAGGGAGCUUGAUAUCUACUUUUGUAUCAACAAGGAUCUUGAGAGUUUUAUUUGAGAACUUCUUAGUGGCGAAGGGUGUCAUUCUGUUAGUGAAUUUCACUGUUGUGCUUUUUUCAGUGCCUACACCACGUGUAUAGACUACUGGGAAAUCCUGCCUUGAUGCUUCAUUUUAUAAUUUUUUUUAACUGUUUUUCAGUAUGUCUGCUGUACAUUUAACUGUUAACAGUCUGAGUUGGGCAUUGUGUGUGAGGGCACUGCAGUGGAGCUGAUGAUGGAAACUUUACUUUUUAAAUACAAAAACUUAAAAUCAACUUUGUAUGAUCCAUUUUCUAUAAUGCUAAAAUCUGAUUUGGUUCUUAGGACACUAAAAUGUGUUUAUUGAUGAGUAAAAUAUUCAAAAUGUUUAUACUGUGAAAUAUCAAGAUAUGACCUUAACUUUUUUACACCAUCACUGGAGCUGCAUUAACUUGGUAUGUUUUUUUUUUUUUUCUUUCAUCCAAAAAAAAAAAACAAAAUUCCCCAAAUUUGUAUUGAUCUAUACAUUUUUACCAUGGGUCUGAAGAAUUGCAUUGAGCAAAUAUUUUUAAACUGUUGUACUUGAUUUGAUUGUCCAGUUUGAUUUUAAAGAAGUUUUCUUUCUCAUUUAAACUAAAUGGUUUCUCUCAAAGCACAGCUUUUGUAUCUGUGAAGGAGUGAAAGUAUUAAGGCCUACACAUUCCUGUGAUGAAAAUCUUGAAAGAAUUGUUCUGUUUUGUUCUCACCAUCUGAUAGUGUGCUGUUGGGUUAUGAAAGCACUUUUAAGAAAACACAUUCAGACAAUUCUAUUAGUCACUUCUGACUGAAAGAUCACUUGUUGGACAGAGCUGACUCUAGCAAGCUUGGCUGUAAACACCAGAGAAGUUGAUCAUAAAUAAAAAAAAAAAAGAAAACUUUUUUUUAUGUUACUGCAAUACUGAAAAAUAACUUUACUCCUUGGAUUUUAAUUUACUCGGAAGGAUUUUUAAGUCAUGUUAAGAAAUGUCUUUUGAAAUUAGCAGCUGAUGACAGCUUGGGCUGAAGUAGGAGUUGUGUAAUGAUCAAAUAGCUUGCAAAACACAUCUGUGCAAAGUACAAGUAGUGUAUGAAAUGGCUGUGACUUCAUAUAGUACUGUAGUGUUGGGCUGCAUGAAGCUGAAAACAGGUUACAGGGGACGAAUUGACUGGCUUUUUGUAAAAGGAGGUUAGGAUACAAUAAAGUCAAAAUAUUUGAAGCAACCUAUAACUUUAAAAAUUCAAGUAGGAUUGUACUUUUUUCAAAUCAUAAAACCACAGUUGAAUUUGUAGGUGCCCUAGUUUAUGUACUAAGGGAGUCAUUAAAGUCUUAAAGUGGUUUAUCAUUAAUUUAACAGGUUUGUUCUCUGCUUGCCCUCGGGUCAGAAACCCGUUUAAUGUCUCUGCAGUUAUUUAACCUGCAGAAAGCAACAGUCAACCACUUUCCCUUUCAGCUGCUUACGCUUGUUAGUAAAGUGAAAGUAAAUGUUUGUCUAAGAGGUCGCUCCCUUUCCAACAUAUCUGGGUCAGAUUACUGUCAUGUGUGGGCAGAUAUUGAAUACAAUUUAAAUUGAAUUUUUUUUUAAUUACCAACAUAAUCCAUCAGAUUACAAAAAAAUGCUGUCUAAUCUGAAUACUUAGAUUUCCUAGCUAUCAUAAACAUUGUACUUGAUAUUAAAAAUAAGAAUGCAACUGCUAAAUAUUCUUUCUUCCUGUUAAAUACCUUUAGCAUCUUUUAUUACAGUUAGUCUGGGGAAGUGAUGCUGCAGACAGAGGUCACUGCUGGGAAUUUUCCACAGUAGGGUUAGUGUUUCAUUUGGGCCUCUUUUCUUAAAGAUGAAUAAAGAAUGAAGCCCUUUGAACAUUUAGAACUGGUCAAAUUAAAUUUCUCCCACAAGCUGACCUAACUGUCAACAGGUCUUAACAAAAUGUACUUAAAUGUAAUAAAAAUAAUCUUUAUCAAUC